Molecule: messenger RNA, 2044 nt
Organism: Sinocyclocheilus anshuiensis
Lineage: Eukaryota; Metazoa; Chordata; Actinopteri; Cypriniformes; Cyprinidae
Product: clavesin-2-like
Exons: 5
Coding region: 727-1716 (329 amino acids)
Biological process (GO): lysosome organization
Cellular component (GO): membrane; endosome; trans-Golgi network
Molecular function (GO): phosphatidylinositol bisphosphate binding
Source: RefSeq, a predicted model, not a curated record
CCCUCCUCCGCCAUGUGAUGACGGACAGACUGUAUCACCGGAGCGAUGCUUGAAGUCACUCUCAUCAGCAACAAAGCGAAGCAACAGCAGCAGCAGCACUGACGUAAACCAUCCACCACAUCACCGGAAUCAUACGGACCAGGACCGACACCAUAUCGUCUCCUCCGCAGGACGUAUAGGAUGGAAACGGAGCGCUGAGAGAGACUGGGAUCGUGAUGAUGCUCGGACUCCAAUUCACGGCAACAUUUGAAAUGCGCGUUAAAUGGAGACUCAUGACAAGAGAUGCUGCAGGGUGCCGCAUUGCCUGGCCGCUUGAUGAUGGUAGGAUAGAGCAGCGCUUUUAACCGUGAUGCUCGUUCUUAGAUGCUUUCGGGGUGGGAUUUGUAGUCGAUUGAAUGCCUCAGAUUUGAUCAUACGCAAACUAAGACGAUUUCAGCCUGCUUAAGCCAUAUAUGCAUACACAUAUACAAUCGAUGAGCACGACCAGAUGAAUGUGAAUUUACGUUGCAGAACAAGCAUUAAUAAACCCACAAUACAGGUGAACUCAGAAGGAGUAUAUGAGGUGAACUAACAGUGUCGUAGCUUACACUCAGGAUCAUCUCCGAAGUCAGGUUUUUAUUUGCAAGCACUGCAGUGAUAGGGCUCUUUAUGAUUGAUAUUUUCAUCAUCAGUUAGGUAAUAUACAGUGAUAGUAUAUACAGUCAGUCUUGGUUCAGUGCAAGGACAAUGACUCAUUUACAGGCAGGCCUGUCUCCAGAAACCCUGGAGAAAGCCAAGGUGGAGUUAAAGGAGAACCCCGACACUUUGCAUCAGGACAUACAGGAGGUUAGGGACAUGAUCAUCACCCGUCCAGACAUUGGCUUUCUCAGGACAGAUGAUGCUUUCAUCCUGCGCUUUCUUAGAGCCCGGAAAUUUAACCAUUUCGAGGCCUUCCGCCUCCUGGCCCAGUACUUUGAGUACCGGCAACAGAACCUUGAUAUGUUCAAGAACCUCAAGGCCACCGAUCCGGGGAUCAAGCAGGCUCUGAAGGAUGGAUUUCCUGGGGUUCUGUCCAAUUUGGAUAGAUACGGGAGGAAGAUUCUGGUUCUGUUCGCGGCGAACUGGGAUCAGAGCAGGUACACUUUUGUGGAUAUUCUGCGAGCUAUUUUACUUUCUCUGGAGGCAAUGAUAGAAGACCCCGAGCUACAAGUAAAUGGAUUUGUCUUGAUCAUUGACUGGAGUAACUUCACUUUCAAGCAAGCUUCCAAGUUAACUCCAAGCAUGCUGAGAUUGGCAAUUGAGGGCCUGCAGGAUAGCUUUCCAGCAAGGUUUGGAGGGAUUCAUUUUGUCAACCAACCUUGGUACAUCCACGCUUUGUACACAGUCAUCCGGCCUUUCCUCAAGGACAAAACAAGAAAAAGGAUUUUCAUGCAUGGAAACAAUCUGAACAGCUUGCACCAGCUGAUCUUGCCUGAGAUUCUGCCGUCUGAGCUGGGUGGCAUGCUGCCUCCUUACGACAUGGGCACCUGGGCCAGAACGUUGCUGAACCAUGCGUAUGACGAAGAGACGGACUACUGCCCUGAAUCCUAUACCUUGUCUGUCAAAGACCUGGAGAAAGAUCUGUCCCCCAAAACUAUGAAAAGGUCCCAGUCUGUGGUGGAACCAGGUGUCCUGAAACGACCAGAGACAGUGAAAAGCGAAGAAGAAAACAUGCAGCCGCUGCUUUCUCUGGACUAAAGGCUCUUAAUUCCCCAGGCAACGAGGAAAUGUCAAGCCCCGUAUGCUGGGGAGGAGCGCACCUUGUUCCUAUAACACGAGAGAAAAAAAAUACAAAGAAAGGAAAUGUUAAAAAGCGAAAGAACACACGAACAGCCUCCGGGAACUCUGCAGAGAGCUGCCGGUUUAAAUGAUAUUUUUGAAGCAGAGAGCUAACGGCGGACGUCCGUAUGUAAUUGUCAAGUGCCAAUUCAAAUCUGUAAAUGCUCUUCAGUUCUAGACGUGAGAUUGAGGGAGUAAUUGUGACAUGAACCUGUAAAGACUGCUGUGAAUAUCCUGUGUGUGCUUC